AUGAGCACUAUUCACUGUUUUUUUUGUGGUGGUAAAGAAUGCAAGUAUGAGAAUUGGCGGUUAUGGACUACCGAGAAAUAUGUGGGAGUAAAUGCCAUUGAUGGACUAUUCUGUAACUGGAUCACUGAUAAUAUCCUAGCAAUGCAGCGACCAUCUACUCGACUCAUGAAAGAGUAUGGGUUGAUAUCCAAGUUUCAGGAACUUGAUAUCAGAUCGAUAUUCAAUCUUCAAGAAUCUGGCGAACAUGCCAUGUGUGGCGAUGGCAACGAAAUACAAAGCGGAUUCUCUUACUUGCCAGAGAAUUGGAUGGACAAUGCAAAUUGCGAAACAAUGAUGAAUAUAGUUCAGGUUAUGGCAUAUGCUUUGAGUAACGGCAGCAAGAUUGCAGUGCAUUGCCACGCAGGACUUGGUCGUACCGGCCUAUCCAUUGCAUGCUAUUUGGUUUAUGGAGAAAAUAUGCCUGCAGAAACGGCAAUCUUGCAAGUACGAUCAAAAAGACCUUUAUCUGUACAAACCAAAAAGCAAGUCCUUUUUGUCACAAAAUUUGAACUAUAUCUAAGAAAGUUGAGACUAGUGUUUCCCGCCUGCUCAGUCAAAUCAAAAACACACGCAACUGUUGUUGAAUCUCUAUCACUAGCGAGUAUUGUUCAAUCACAAAAAAAGUAUCUUCAUGGUGUGGAGCAAAGAAAUUUAAGAUUUGUUCCCAAGCUUAUCUAUAGAGUUAUUGAGAGAAUAAUCCGAUUAUGUACAUUAAAGGUCGACAAAUUGCAAGAAAACACUCAGAUUGUUGUUUGUUCAAUUUUGGCGUUCGAGGGACUGUCCAAGUUGGAACCAAAAAUGAUUGCUUUCCAAGCAGAUAUCAAUGAUGGGUCAUGGGGCAUCAUUGAUAACGAGUUUGAUAUUGCAUUUUUGAUGAAUCUGAUGUUGUACUUUAUUACGUCGCUAUCUACUCCAAUCAUUUCAAAUUCUGUCAUGAGUAUUCUGGAGCAUAACGUGGCUGAUUUGGCAAACAUAGUAGCUGAUUUUGACUGCGUUGCCUUUCAAACUUUAAAUUACAUGAUGUCGCUAUUCAGAAGGUUACCAAAUAUUCCAGCAGAUACAUUGAGUGAAUUGUUGGAGCGUAUUGCUAUUUUGAUUUCAUCUCAUCGUAGCACCAUUGCAUACCCUUAUGUGCACUGGAUGAAAUCCCCAAUAUCCGCUGCUAAAAUACCACCAAAAGGAAACAACUCCAACUUGAAAACAUUUCAAGCAUCUAGUCUCAUGGUCAGAGAUGCCAUUGGCUCGUCGACACUUGCAGCAAAUGCUUUUACACAAUCCAUGUCAAGAGCGUUUCAAAAGUCGAUCAUUUCCGGAAACGCAACACCGUCCGUGUCAAAAACGCUCUAUCCUGACCAAAAAUCAGAAAGUACAAGUACUCAAUUGUCACCAUCUAUACAAAAUCAUGCUGUUAAUAACACAUUAUCCGAUGUUUCCGAAAGCAACGCAUCAAUCAACGAUUCUAUUUCAAUACAUAUUGACUCUUUAGACGAGCUUUCCGAGUCGAGUAUUCGGAAAAAUAUUCCGGCCCCACCUGAACAGCGACCUACUUCGAUAGACAGCGUUUCAAUGGUUGAAUCAAGCACACUUGGUCCAUCACCCGCACCAGCCAGCACAAACAUUGUUCAAACUCAGGAUCGCUACGUUAAAGUUGAAGAAGAGGAACCUUGUUCUUCAUGCAAGCCAUUGGUAGAAUGGCUUAAAUUUAUACAUCAGAAUUACGAUUGUGCUGACGAGACUCGAGCUGUGUUGGCCGAAUCUCUGGUUUUUUCGCAUCCUGGGUCACCUACAUUGAAUAUUGUGGAACUCAUUUUGCAACCCGGAUUUGAUUCUCAUACUAAUCUGGCAAAAAUGAAUGCUCCCAAAGUAUCGGCUGAAGACGGUGACUCUACGAUUCUUAAACGGGCUACAAGUUAUGUUACCACCACUCUUUCUGGCUUGAACACCAUGACUGGAUUAAGAAGCGCGAACUCGGCAGUGCUUGGUUCAACUACACAUUCUCUAAAUAGUGCCGAUACAGCGAAUAAAGAAGGUAUGCCACCUGACCUUCAAGAGACGAAUAGAGAUACUUUGUCCAUCACAAAAACUACAUUGUCGAGCUUUGCACCAAUGAUGAUGUCUUUUGGAAGAAGCAUCACAGGAUCAUCAUCUGAGCCAAGUGAGCUUCAAAAGUCUGAACAUUCCGAGGAACCCGCUACCAAUGUAAAAUUAGCAGCCGAACGAUCAUCAAACAAGACUAACAUUGAAGCACUAAUGAAUGAUACUCGAAAGAAAAUGGGUCGAUAUAUGCAAGGUUUUUCCGAGAUUCGAGACGUAUCUCAGUCACCGAGUAAGCUUGGCAAGCCAAUGGUCCAUGACAAAACACCCCUUGUCAAAUCUCUGCCUACCAUUUCAUCACCUCGAACAACAGGCACUCCUUUUCUUCAACCCAUUGAACCCUUUUUGCCUUUUGAAUUCAGUACUCUAGACUUGACGAUACCCCCUCUACACGAAGAAACGAAUACGGUGUCCGCACAGUAUGGGAAAUGCAUUGCAAAUAAAUAG
Molecule: messenger RNA, 2580 nt
Organism: Batrachochytrium dendrobatidis JAM81
Lineage: Eukaryota; Fungi; Chytridiomycota; Chytridiomycetes; Rhizophydiales
Exons: 11
Coding region: 1-2580 (859 amino acids)
Biological process (GO): cilium assembly; protein dephosphorylation
Cellular component (GO): cytoplasm
Molecular function (GO): protein tyrosine/serine/threonine phosphatase activity; protein tyrosine phosphatase activity
Source: RefSeq, a predicted model, not a curated record